AUUAACAAUCUAGUCAUUCUGCUUCACCGGCGGGCGGCAGUCUCGCCUUGGCCGUCCGCCGGACCUCUACACAUACCUUCACUCCGCUGCCACAAAUUCCAUAGCUGAACUCUUCACCUUCCCUGACAAGCAAACCCCUAUCUCUCACCACUCUGCACUUUCUCUCUCUAAACCACCAUAACCAUGGCAGUGAGCAACAACAUAACCUCAGUCCUGAACUUCAUAGCCUUCCUCUCCUCCAUCCCAAUAAUCGCCUCGGGAGUCUGGCUCGCAUCCAAGCCAGACAACGAGUGCAUCCACUGGAUCCGAUGGCCACUCGUCUUCCUCGGCAUCUUCAUCCUUCUAGUCUCCCUCACCGGCUUCGUAGGCUCCUACUGGAACAAAGAAUGCCUCCUCGCCUUCUACCUCAUCUGUAUGGUGGUUCUCAUCGGGGCCCUCCUCAUCAUCCUCGUCCUCGCCUUCGUCGUCACUCGUCCCGACGGCUCUUACUCUGUCGACGGCCGUGCUUUCCGCGAGUACCGCCUCGGCGAAUUCUCGGCCUGGCUCAGAAAUCACAUCACCAAUUCGGACAAUUUGGGAAAAUUAGGGCUUGUCUCGCUGAGUCCAAUUUUUGUGCUAAGCUCAAUCGGGAGUAUAUCUCUGCUGACCAGUUCUUCGCAUCUCACAGACUGCUUUCGGUCAAGCAGGUUCCGACACCCCCCACUGGAUUUCUUUUAUUUUAUUUUAAUAUAA
This is a messenger RNA of Camellia sinensis, 732 nucleotides long. Lineage: Eukaryota; Viridiplantae; Streptophyta; Magnoliopsida; Ericales; Theaceae. The record is from RefSeq and is a predicted model, not a curated record.